UACAGACGUCACCGUCAACUAGCAGUUGGAUUGGCUAUCGAUGCCUGUUAAUUACUCCUAAGUGAACAACGUUUAGUUGUGCUGUGUUUUUGCUCUGACGCUUGUUUUGACAUGAGGAAAGGUUGAGUGUUCUUAUGCGGGACAUAAAUCUGUGAAACCGAUGCAUUUUGAGGAUGAAUAGCAAAUCAAGUGCUCAGAAGCUUCGCAAUGUGGAUAUCAACCCCUGCAUUGAGGAAAGUGACGGAUCCCAAAAAUGUCUGGAUGCGUAUAACUACGAUAAGAACAUGUGUUCUGCAUACUUCCUAAAGUAUAAGAACUGCAGGAAGUACUGGCAUGCCAUGAUGCUUCAGCGAAGACGAGAGGGAGUAAAGCCAGAUAUGCCGACCGCUGAGGAGCGUGAGCGGAUCAUUGCGGCCCUCGGAGGAAAACCCUACUGACGGCACGGCAGAAGUCAACGCUCAAGUGCUCGCUCGACCUCACUGUCAGAGGAGGAACGUGAUGAACUUUAAUAUGAUGUGCUGUGGUUUCAGUGCCGUGUGGGGAGAGAACGACUUAUACCUCUUACUCACGCUACAAUGACAGGCUAAUAAAGCCUGAUUUAAACAACAUUCAGGAGUGCGCUUUUGAAGAGUGAGAAGUUUGAUGUGUGUUUAGUUUCUUACUUUUUAAUAUCUGUAAAUAUUGUAAUUGCCUGUUUAAAAAAUGAACAAUAUUAAAAUAUUGAUUAAAACAUGAAAGCUCAAAGGUGUUUUGCAGGUAAUAAAGUCCAGUGGUCAACUCAA
Molecule: messenger RNA, 782 nt
Organism: Paramisgurnus dabryanus
Lineage: Eukaryota; Metazoa; Chordata; Actinopteri; Cypriniformes; Cobitidae
Gene: chchd7
Product: coiled-coil-helix-coiled-coil-helix domain containing 7
Biological process (GO): mitochondrial respiratory chain complex assembly
Cellular component (GO): mitochondrion
Source: RefSeq, a predicted model, not a curated record